AUGGUGGCGACGACAGACUGCGAAAAGUCAAAACCCAUCUCGGGAAAUAAGGUAUCCAAACCACUCAUGGAAAAGAAACGAAGAGCUCGAAUAAACCAGUGUUUGGAUCAGUUAAAAUCCCUUCUGGAAAGUUAUUACAGCAGUAGUAUUCGAAAGCGCAAACUGGAGAAGGCUGACAUCUUGGAGCUGACUGUGAAACACCUGAGGAACCUCCAAAAGAUCCAGAAAUGUAAGUUCGCCUAGAAGAUCUUACUUUACGCACGACUUAAGCGCACCGACUACCACAGAGGAUUCCGCAGCUGUCUGGCCAACGUCAACCAGUAUCUGCUGAUGGCGGAUAACUUGAACGGGAGUGACCGCUGGAUGCUGUCGCAGCUCUCCGGUAACCUCAGCUCCAGCACCAUGGACAGCGGCCCGGGCCAAGCGGAGACGCAGGAGGAGGCGCGCAUGCUCCCAUUGUUUAAGGAGCCUAGUUUGGUUUUCCCCCAUAAGAGCAACGCAGAUUAG
Messenger RNA from Sphaeramia orbicularis (orbiculate cardinalfish), 507 nucleotides. It is a transcript of the gene hes3, whose product is annotated as hairy-related 3. NCBI's taxonomy places the organism in Eukaryota, Metazoa, Chordata, Actinopteri, Kurtiformes, Apogonidae. The transcript has 5 exons. The record is from RefSeq and is a predicted model, not a curated record. Gene Ontology annotation, molecular function: protein dimerization activity.